CCAAAUCAUACGUGUUACUUUUCUCAAGAAACACAAUUAUUGAGGUUCACUUAACAUACAGCCACAAACUAAUGUUUUAAGUGAAUCGAUGAUAAUAUCAAGUCUCAUAUGUAAGGGACACAGUGUCACAAGGUUAUUAAUUACACAAGAAACAUACAACGUACAAAUAUGUUGUUAAAUGUAAAUCUAAUUUUCCGUCGUAUAUAUAAUGGUCGAUUUCCUUCAUUUAACCUGUGCAUAACUUGGCUGGAUGUCGUUAAUGAUUAUGUGUGUUGAUAAUUUUAUAUUUAAAAUUGUGUUUAACUAUGUAUGUGCGUUAUAUUUUUUAAAGUGAAUUUAUUUAAAACACAAGAAAUAGACUUAUCAAAUGCAAAAUUCUAGCAUGAAGGUUAUUACUUCGUUUGGAUUGAAAACUAUACCAUUUCAACAAAGUUAUGAAGGAUUAGAAAUAAAAUGUGGAAGCUUAUUAAUGGACCAAACUUGCAAUGGAAAAACACAACAAGCACCAGUAUUUGUAAGAAUUUAUAAAACUCUUUUCGAUCAUUAUGCUAUUGUUUACCGGAACGAACUAAUACCAAGUACUGCAGUUUACAUUAGUCUGAAAAACUGUCAGGUGUACAAGGGUGACAAAGAUGACAUCAAGGUCAUACCGGACAAUUUAGAGGGCACUAAAAUAACCUUUAAGGUAGCAGAAGCGUUUGACGUAGACAAAUGGGUCGAGGCAUUAACGCCGACAUGUAAUGUUAUCAACGACAGUCUGUAUCAGUCGUUUACACCACCAGCGUCGCCGCUCAUUCCAAAGUCUCCUACGAUGCCUCCAUUACCGGAAGUUGAAGAAAGCUGAUUGUUUAAGGGAAAUAUAGAUAAUAAUUGUAUUUGAACUGUAUUUUUUGUUUGAUUCAUAAGUUAAACAUGUAUUUCGACUCAUUAAAAAAGUCUUUCCAAAACGUUUGACAGCGUAGUUUGAAAGAUUUCUAUAUUAUA
Mytilus trossulus (common blue mussel) is the source of this 984-nucleotide messenger RNA. RefSeq lists its product as uncharacterized. The record is from RefSeq and is a predicted model, not a curated record. The transcript has a single exon. Bases 368 to 844 code for a protein of 158 amino acids. NCBI's taxonomy places the organism in Eukaryota, Metazoa, Mollusca, Bivalvia, Mytilida, Mytilidae.